This is a messenger RNA of Solea solea (common sole), 4413 nucleotides long. It is a transcript of the gene strip1, whose product is annotated as striatin interacting protein 1. Gene Ontology annotation, cellular component: cytosol. Lineage: Eukaryota; Metazoa; Chordata; Actinopteri; Pleuronectiformes; Soleidae. The transcript has 19 exons. The record is from RefSeq and is a predicted model, not a curated record. Bases 42 to 2489 code for a protein of 815 amino acids. Gene Ontology annotation, biological process: cytoskeleton organization.
GUAGACUUGUUCUCGCGAGAAGAUAUUUCGCCCCCAAAGUAAUGGACGUCGGUGGGAACGGUGGUGGGCUACCUGUUAACAACAAACAGAGAGCCAUGAUACCAAAUAAAAGCAGGGGCGAAUUUACUCGCAACCCAAGAAAGGAUUCCGAGGGGCUGUCUGAGUCUCCAGACCUGGAGUUUGAAUAUGCAGAUACAGACAAGUGGGCUGCAGAGCUGUCAGAGCUGUACAGUUAUACCGAAGGACCUGAGUUUGCUCUUAAUAGGAAGUGUUUUGAGGAGGAAUUCAGAGCACAUGUGUCUGAGAGGAAGUGGACAGAGCUCGAUGAAGACCAGCACAGAGCCCACGCUAUGCGCCUGUUGGAUAAUCUGGAGGUUAUUGCUCGGGAGAAGAGGCUGAAGGUUGCAAGGGCCAUUCUGUACAUGGCUCAAGGAACCUUUGCUGAGUGCAGCUCUGAGGCUGAGGUGCAGCACUGGAUGAGAUACAACAUCUUCCUGCUCUUGGAUGUGGGGACCUUCACUGCUCUGGUGGAACUGCUGAACAUGGAGAUUGAUAACAGCGCUGCCUGCAGUAGCGCGGUGAGAAAACCAGCCAUUUCUCUUGCGGACAGCACCGAUCUUAGGGUGCUGCUCAACAUAAUGUACCUGAUGGUGGAAACAAUUCAACAGGAUGACCUGGCUGACAAACCCGAAUGGAAAAUCAUCAGGGAAACGUUCAGAGCAGAACUGGGAUCUCCUUUGUACAACAAUGAGCCCAUUUCUGUCAUGCUCUUUGGUAUGGUGACCAAGUUCUGCAGCGGCCAUGCCCCCCACUUCCCAAUGAAGAAAGUGUUAUUACUAUUGUGGAAGAGCAUACUUUUCACACUUGGAGGCUUUGAGCAGCUCCAAAGCAUAAAGGUUCACAAGCGUGAGGAGUUGGGUCUCCCGCCUCUCCCGGAGGACUGUAUCCGGGUUAUCCGUAGUAUGAGAGCUGCUUCUCCUCCUGCGUCUGCAUCUGACCUUAUAGAGCAGCAACAGAAACGGGCACGCCGUGAACACAAGGCUCUAAUCAAACAGGACAACCUGGAUGCAUUCAAUGAAAAGGACCCGUACAAAGCUGACGACUCGCGCGACGACGAGGAUGACAGCGACGACAACGACAACUCCAUAGAGGCAGAGACGUUCCCACUAGAGAGGGACGAGGUGAUGCCUCCGCCCAUUCCUCACCCCCCGUCGGAGAGGAUGUCCUUCCCCAAAGGUCUGCCGUGGGCUCCCAAAGUCAGGGAAAAGGACAUUGAAAACUUCCUGGAAUCUAGUAGAAGUAAAUUUAUUGGUUACACACUUGGGAGUGAUACAGAUACAAUUGUUGGCUUACCCAGGCCAAUUCACGAGAGCAUCAAGACACUAAAGCAGCACAAGUACAUCUCCAUUGCUGAGAUGCAGAUCGCAAAGGAGGAGGAGUUUCAGAAAACCCCUCUGUCUGUCGGUGAAGAGGAAGUGGAGAUGUGUGCCACAGAGCUGCUCUAUCAGGGCAUUCUACCCAGUUUGCCACAGUACAUGAUCGCUCUGCUGAAGAUCCUGCUCGCAGCAGCUCCAACCUCCAAGGCCAAAACAGACUCCAUCAACAUCCUGGCAGAUGUGUUACCAGAGGAGAUGCCGACCACAGUGCUGCAAAGCAUGAAACUAGGUGUUGAUGUCAAUCGACACAAAGAGAUCAUUGUCAAGGCGAUCUCUGCGGUCCUGCUGCUGCUUCUCAAGCACUUCAAACUGAACCACAUCUACCAGUUUGAGUACAUGGCUCAACACCUGGUGUUUGCCAACUGCAUCCCCCUCAUUCUGAAGUUCUUCAACCAGAACAUCAUGUCUUAUAUCACAGCAAAGAAUAGCAUUUCAGUACUUGACUUCCCUUACUGUGUUGUGCAUGAGCUCCCGGAGUUAACUGCAGAGAGUCUGGAAGCGGGAGACAACAAUCAGUUUUGCUGGAGGAAUCUGUUUUCCUGUAUUAACCUGCUGAGGAUUCUCAACAAACUGACCAAGUGGAAACACUCCAGGACUAUGAUGUUGGUUGUGUUUAAGUCGGCUCCUAUCCUGAAGAGGGCGCUGAAGGUGAAGCAGGCCAUGAUGCAGCUCUACGUCCUCAAGCUGCUCAAGGUGCAGACCAAGUACCUGGGACGUCAGUGGAGGAAGAGCAACAUGAAGACCAUGUCGGCCAUUUAUCAGAAGGUCCGACAUCGCCUCAAUGACGACUGGGCUUAUGGAAAUGAUUUGGACGCUCGUCCCUGGGACUUCCAGGCCGAGGAGUGUGCACUGAGGGCCAACAUCGAGCGUUUCAACAGCCGCCGCUACGACAAGACCCAUACCAAUCCAGACUUCCUGCCCGUGGACAAUUGUCUCCAAAGUGUUCUGGGCCAGAGAGUGGACCUGCCGGAGGACUUCCAAAUGAACUAUGACCUUUGGCUGGAGCGGGAAGUCUUCUCCAAACCUAUUUCCUGGGAAGAACUGCUACAGUGAGCAUUAUCGACUUUGAUUCAGGAGUUUAGAGAAACCACCAUCACUGGUUGCAUUGAUCAGACCUCAGUGAAUGCAGUGUGUUGCAUGUCAUGCACAGAUGCCAUGGAUUUCCACCGUCACGUUGGAUCAGUGUGAGGUUAUGGUCUGACCAGGGGCCGCAACCAAAUGUUUUUCAAGAUAACCUUAGGUCGGUCUGGGUCAUACUUUCCACAUCCACGUGUGCGCAGAGGUCCACUAGAGUCAGUGUGAUGUAAAUCCUGUCAUCUGCCCAGUAUAGUACAGUGUUUCCAUUGUGGUACGGUAUUGUCGUGUUUCCGUCAUGGUACAGUGCGGUUUUGUCGAGUACGGUAAAAAAAAUACGUACCGUACUGUACCAAACUGAACUGUUCCUUUCGAUGGAAACAUGAAAAGAAGUCUGCACAUGCAGUGUGUGCUGAGUCCAGUUACCAAGUCCAGUGAAGGAGACGGUAACCAUGGAAACUGAGCUAGAGAGCGCAUGCGUGGAAUGCUAAACUGACACGCACCCUCGUGUUCGAAUGGAACCACUGGAAAUGCUCUGCGGAUUUGUGGAACGUGGAAAGUAUUACCCAGCCCUUAUCCUACACUAAUGGCGUGUUUCCACUAGCGCGCCUCGACUCACCUCGGCACGGCAGUUAUUUUACUUUUUCAUUAGCGAUAGUACCUGGAACUUUCUCAGGUUGCUCGGGCGAGGUUCCAAGCGAGCUGAGCUGAUACUAUGCGUGACGGCGUCACAGGAAGGGGCUCAAGAAUCAAAGAGAACUAUGCCGAACUGUAAAUAUAAAAACGCGAGUGUUCAGUGACUGUACUGAUAAAAAUCUUUUUAAUCAACUGAUUCUAAUGAUUCAGUUCCAUCGAAAACGACUGCUUUACAAGUCACUAGUUUGUUUUUGUCGCGUUUAAAACAAAGUCACAGCAGUUUCAUGCAGCCGUGCUGUGAUGACUCCACCCACGUUUAGCAUGGAAUGGAAAACCAAACGUUGUCAAGCCGAGGUGAGCCGAGGCGGUACUAUAUAGUGGAAAAACACCCUAAGGAAAAAAAAUCUAAAUCAAAGUGCUAAAUCUUAAACUCAACUCCUACCUGAGAUUUACAGGUGUUUGCUCUACAUGUCCACGUGCCUCUAACCUGCUACAGAGGAUCAGUAAACCUCAACCUCAAAGCACUACAUGACAGUGCGUCAACUCUUGACUUUAAAACUAUUUUUUUUUAAUUAAAAUUGUGGAGGAAAAAAAUGGCAGGGAUCGACAUACAGCAAAGUUAGAAAUAAAUACUGUACUUGUAAACCUUUUAAAAUCUUUACUUCAUCUCCUUCAGAGGGGUAAUGGGACGAAGAGCGUUUGUUUUUUUUAGUCUGGAUUUCUGUUUGUACAAAUAUAAACAUCAUAUUUACUCUGUUCUAGUGAUUUUCCUGAAGGAGACAUACUUGUGUUUACCUGACUUACUUUUUGUAUUGUUGUGUAGUGUUGUUGUGUUUGCAGAUGAUUUAAAUGUUGUCUGUAUUUUAUUGUUAAUUUAACUGAGGACUGCCUACACAUCUUUUCCCUGGGACCAUUCACAGACAUCACAACAUACAGGCUUGAAUUUUUACAUUACUUUGCAUUAAGUAUUUUUAUUUUACUGUGUUUAAAACUGGUUGCACAUUGCCAUAAUUUGAAUGUUUGAAAGAAAAUGAAUAAUCAAACCUUUGGUUUGAGAUCUGUGUUCAUAAGGGGGGGAAAUAACUGAAAUUGCCAGUGACGGAACCAUUUCCAUUUGUUAUUUUCUACUUUUGGACGUUGUUUUUGUUUUAUUAUCAAUCUUAAGGAAAUGAGAAUACAUGUAAAUCGGGGGAACGUAUUUAUCACAGCUUUGCGUGGUUUAUAUUGACUUAAAUACUGUAAUAAAAAUAUACUGCCAUUCAUGUUA